AUGGCAAUUUGCCUCUCUUGCACCAACGCGUCCAGUCCAAUAUCAAACGCAGAAUUUGUCUUUACGUCGUUUAAGCCAAGCCGAGUUAACUUUGCCCCCUUUACAGGCGAUAGAGUCCGUGGCGUGGUUAAUUGCUUUCGUUGUUGUAAACCUCGUUGUAUUUACGCUCAGAAACAACUCUCCACCCGGGAAAGAUAUCUUCUCGAAGAACUCACAGCCAACAAUGUGUUUUCUUGUGGAUCACCUUUAUUACCACCGAUACAUCCACUUGGAGAACGAAUCUCUAUGAGGUUAUUUCAUUCUUGUGAAGAUCCAGUUGAGGUAGCUUUUUACUGCAGUUAUUUGGACUCCUCAAAUGUCUGCUGUUAUUGUGGUAGUUCUGACAAGAAACUUCGCGAA
Porites evermanni is the source of this 399-nucleotide messenger RNA. Lineage: Eukaryota; Metazoa; Cnidaria; Anthozoa; Scleractinia; Poritidae. The record is from the annotation of a GenBank genome assembly.